This is a messenger RNA of Triticum dicoccoides, 679 nucleotides long. RefSeq lists its product as uncharacterized. The transcript has 2 exons. The record is from RefSeq and is a predicted model, not a curated record. Lineage: Eukaryota; Viridiplantae; Streptophyta; Magnoliopsida; Poales; Poaceae. The coding region runs from base 128 to 598 and encodes 156 amino acids.
CUCCACCUCCGCCCACGCCGGUGCCACAUUCUUCCCCCAUGCCUCGUUUGAAGCUUGGAAUUUUGCCCGAAGGUUGGAUUUUUGCGCGGCGGCCUAGCCAGGCGUCCAACCCCGAGGACCACUGGCCAUGGCGGCCGCCGUCCAUGUCUACCUCCUCUGUCAGCCUCUUCCUCGAGUACCCCCUCCUCUGUCUGCCGCCUCGUCAACCCGGUCUCUUUUCCUCGCCAUGGCGCUCCCCCCUCCCGCCUUCCCGUCUCCGCUCCUCCCUCCCCGUCGGCACCUGCCAACUACCCGGCGACCCCUGCUGGCCCCCUCGUCCGACCACCUGCUCGCCGUCAACCAUGAAGCCCGCCCCCUCCAUGGACGUCGUCGCCCAAGCACUGGGAAGCACGGGUGCUCAAGGUGGAGGAGCUCACCGUCGAGCUCGCCGGAGCACUACGCGCUCAAGGCGUCCACAACACCUCCACGUGCUCAAGUACAGAGCUCGCCGGAGCUUCAGAUCCAGAGAACAGAGGCGGAGUACCAGAGGCGUCGCGUGUCGGGGUCGGGGUGGGAAAAAAAGAAGGUUCAUUCUAGUUUCUAUAACAGGUUAUGCUAGUGAAUUCAAACUAUGCUUUGUUUGAUUCAGAUUAUGCUAGUGAAUUCAGUUACUUCACCUCACAUUCACUUCACCAAACAG